Messenger RNA from Leishmania braziliensis MHOM/BR/75/M2904, 429 nucleotides. RefSeq lists its product as hypothetical. The record is from RefSeq and is a predicted model, not a curated record. Lineage: Eukaryota; Euglenozoa; Kinetoplastea; Trypanosomatida; Trypanosomatidae. The transcript has a single exon. The coding region runs from base 1 to 429 and encodes 142 amino acids.
AUGUCCACGCCACUCUGCGCCAGUAGUACUUGUGUUUUUUCCACCCACACCUUCUACUUCCCCUCCAAGUUUCUUACUAGGAACGGCGUCUACAUUGUGACGAAUGUGCUGUGCGUGGCGAGCUUUUCCGACAGCACUGUGCACUUGAAGAUUGCCUUGCCGGAGGACUUGAGCCGGAUGCAUGUACUUCCAGAGAAGAAAGCUGUCCUCAAAAGGCGCGGUGAGCGUACCUACUUCACGUGCACGUGGGAUGUGCUUAGUCCCUGCGUGGACACCGCUAACGGCAAGAACAGGGACUGGAAGUUGGCAUCGGCUGGGUUUCACGCUUUGAUCCGCGACGGCGCCGAAAGCAGGGCCCCUGUUGAUAUCGAACUGGCUCGUGAGACUCCGCCAACAGAGAGAGCGUGGGCCCAUACAUGUUUUUUGUGA